Dioscorea cayenensis subsp. rotundata (Guinea yam) is the source of this 1223-nucleotide messenger RNA. RefSeq lists its product as uncharacterized. The record is from RefSeq and is a predicted model, not a curated record. Lineage: Eukaryota; Viridiplantae; Streptophyta; Magnoliopsida; Dioscoreales; Dioscoreaceae. The transcript is spliced from 8 exons. Bases 53 to 1192 code for a protein of 379 amino acids.
GCCAAACUCUCAGCUCUCACUCUCUCUCUCUCUCUCUCUCUGGAGCUCAGCCAUGGCUCUCAUCGCUCCUCCAAGCACUAUCUCGCCGAAAUCUCUCGCCAUUUUCGACUCUAAGAAUGCUACCAAUAAGAAGAAAUUCUUUGUUCGCAUGGUCUCCAAUGGCUACGCAGGGAGAGAUGCGUCGUCUAAGAACAAGAAGAUCUACAAAAGGUUGGAUUCUUGCUUGGUUGUGCCUCCUCCUACCGGAAAGAAGCCCAAGGCUCUAAUCAAGUUCCUCGGCGGCGCCUUCAUCGGAGCUGCUCCUGAAGUCACUUACAGUUAUUUGAUGGAGCUUUUGGCGAAAGAGGGAUAUCUAAUAGUUUCAGUACCUUAUAAUGUGACUUUUGAUCAUGAGAGAGCUGCAAAAGAAGUGCAUGAGAGGUUCCAUAGCUGCAUGGAGAUGCUCUUCAGUUCAGGACUUCCAUAUGCUAAUAUUUCAGCCAGUGACAUGGUGAACUUGCCCCUAUACUCUGUUGGUCACAGCAAUGGUGCACUGCUCCAGUUGCUUGUGGGUUGUUAUUUUGCAGAGAAGAUACCAAAGGCAAAUGCUGUUGUGUCAUUCAACAACAGACCAGCUUCAGAAGCUGUGCCUUAUUUUGAACAGCUAGGUCCUGCUGUUAGCCAAAUGAUGCCACUUAUGGAAGCAUCUCCUUUUUACUCCAUGGCAAGAGAUGUCUCAGGGAACGCAUGGAAGACCCUACUAGAUACCACAGGUACACUAGUACAGGAGUAUGAUCAGGAAAUUAUGACAUCUCUCAAUAAGUUUGUAGAUCAGCUUCCAUCUGUGAUGGGUCAGGUCUCUCAAGGUACAUCCGAAUUCAGGCCAACACCAUCAGAAAACCGGCUGUUCUUCAAGCAAUCUUAUAAUGUUCCCCACACACUACUGGUUAAAUUCAGUAACGAUGCGAUUGAUGAGACAGACACCGUGGAACAAAUUCUGAGUCCUCGGGUUGACUCUAUAGGUGGCACAUUGAAGAAAAUUACCUUGUCCGGCAAUCAUCUCACUCCUUGCUUACAGGACUUGAAAUGGGCAGUUGGACAUCAAUAUACUCCAGCAGACGCUCUUGCUCAGAGUCUCAAAUCUAUUUCACUUAAUGACACCAGAGUGCUUGCCAGGACAAUAUCUGAUUGGUUUCAAGAUCUCCAGCCAUAACUCAAAUCUAUUUUCAUUUUAUACACAUUAC